Mytilus californianus (California mussel) is the source of this 2444-nucleotide messenger RNA. RefSeq names its product pyruvate dehydrogenase E1 component subunit beta, mitochondrial-like. The transcript is spliced from 12 exons. NCBI's taxonomy places the organism in Eukaryota, Metazoa, Mollusca, Bivalvia, Mytilida, Mytilidae. The record is from RefSeq and is a predicted model, not a curated record. Gene Ontology annotation, biological process: pyruvate decarboxylation to acetyl-CoA. Gene Ontology annotation, molecular function: pyruvate dehydrogenase (acetyl-transferring) activity. Bases 29 to 1192 code for a protein of 387 amino acids.
CAUCGCGUGAAGGUCACUGUGAUCAAAGAUGGCAUCCGCUGUAGUUCAACGGGUUGUGCGAAAAGUGCCAUUGAAUAGUUUCAGUAAACAGUUUUCCACAACAACAGUUAGAGCUGGAUCUCAGUUAACUGUGAGAGAUGCCUUGAAUGCAGCUAUAGAUGAAGAAAUCAAAAGAGAUGAUAAAGUUUUUCUUUUGGGAGAGGAAGUUGCAUUGUAUGAUGGUGCCUACAAGGUUAGCAGAGGAUUACACAAGACAUAUGGAGACAAGAGAGUAUUAGAUACUCCUAUAACUGAGAUGGGCUUUGCUGGUAUAGCAGUAGGAGCAGCUAUGGCAGGUUUAAAACCAAUUUGUGAAUUCAUGACAUUUAAUUUCUCCAUGCAAGCAAUAGAUCAGGUGAUCAACUCAGCAGCUAAAACAUUUUAUAUGUCAGCAGGACAGGUUCCGGUUCCUAUUGUCUUUCGAGGACCAAAUGGAGCUGCAGCUGGUGUUGGAGCCCAACAUUCACAGUGUUUUGCUUCAUGGUACAGUACAUGUCCAGGGCUAAAAGUAGUAUCCCCAUUCUCAUCAGAAGAUUGUAAAGGGUUAUUAAAAGCAUCAAUUAGAGAUCCUAACCCAGUUGUAUUUUUAGAGAAUGAGAUUAUGUAUGGAACAUCAUUUGAUAUGUCUGAUGAAGCUAUGUCAGAAGAUUUUGUUAUUCCUAUAGGCAAAGCAAAAAUAGAAAGACCAGGUAAAGUAGGUCAUAUGUUUGAUGAAGCUAUGUCAGAAGAUUUCGUUAUUCCUAUAGGAAAAGCUAAAUUAGAAAGACCAGGUAAUCACAUAACGUUAAUAUCACACAGUAGAUAUGUAGGACAUUGUUUAGAGGCAGCCAAUGAAUUAGCAGGACAAGGUGUGGAAUGUGAGGUAAUAAAUUUAAGAACAAUUAGGCCAAUGGAUGAAGAAACGCUUAUAAAAUCAGUAAUGAAAACAAACCAUUUAGUAACAGUCGAGGGUGGAUGGCCACAGUGUGGAAUAGGAUCUGAAAUAUGUGCCAGAAUCAUAGAAAGUCAAGCCUUUAAUUACCUUGAUGCACCAGUAUUACGUGUAACAGGAGCUGACUUACCAACACCAUAUGCAAAACAGUUAGAAGAUAGCUCUUUUCCUCAAACUCAUAACAUUGUUGGAGCAGUCAAAAAGUCUUUGAAUAUUUCCUAACAGAUACUCAUUAUAGGUGAUUUUAAACUGUUUUGACUUACUUAGAAAAUGAGUUUAAAUUGGAGUUAGAUAUAUCUUAUAGCAGAAUUGUUUCAUCAUGAACAUAGUACAGUGACUUCAUGUUUUGAGAAAUUUACUAUUAAAUGGAUCAGUUUCUAAUAUGAAGUACAUUCUUUUUGAUAUAAUGUUCAUGUGUUAAAAGUUAUUUUUUAAGUCAGGUUGAUUUCCUGUAGAUAAAAUUUUAUCAAAUGUAGCUGUUAUUUUUUAUUUUGAUAUUCUGUUGAAUCUCAUGAAGAUUAAUAUGUGUAAACUAAAAGUGAUGUCAGUAAUAAAGUCUUUAUAAUGAUGUUACUUUCUUUAGAAACCAAGGUAUAUUAAAGAGCAUUAUUCAGAGAUAUUAGUUAAAAGAGAUUGUAUGUUCCAAUGUUCUUGGCAAAAGGGGGGGGGGGGGGGGGGCGUUUAGAGUGAAUUUUUAUCUCCUUUCUGGGGGAAAGGGAGAUGUUUAAAGUGAAUAUUGCGUCCUUUUGUUUGUUGAUUAUGUUAAAUCCAUCUGCACUGUGUAGCUGCAACGCCUAAUAAACCAGUGACUAGAUUUCAUUGAAACUGCAAGAAAAGGUUCGCUACAUAUUGCACAUCUUGUUUUAUAUUUUGACCUGACUAAAUUUUUGUUUCCCAUAAUUUUUCCCAGUUAUAACAAGUAUGUCCCAUCAAAAAAAGUACUACCAAACUUUUAUUAUUGUAUUUGUGUUAACAAACUUUGGUUGAUGUCUUAACAUACUCCUGCUGGAAGCAAUAACAACAAGAACCAUGUAGAAAGCUUUUCCCUCUUACCUACGAAUAUUUCCUUGUUAUUGUUUUUAAUUGCAUGUUUAACAGUUGCGUUUACAAAAAAUAACAAUCAGAUUUAAGCUAAUGAGAUCAAAUUGAGAAAGAUGGCUUGAACUAUUAAGUUUAAUUAUAAAAUAAGUAGUGAUACAAUUUGUUUAUUUUUGAGAGAAAAAAAGUUUUUAUUUCAAAUUGUAUUUGUUAAUCUACAAUGGAUAAAAAUACUAUUGAUUUAAAUAUAAAAGUAAAACUGUUGCCCAUUUAAAGUUUUAAGCUAUCAAUUUCAGUCUGAAAGUUAUUGCAGUAAACUUGGAUGAAUUUCAUUUCAUUGCAUUUGUUGUUUUCUGUUAUGUGUGAAGUUUGUAUCAUUUAUGUUUCAAUAUUAUUUAUGUGAAAAUUAAAGGCAGUGAAAUAAAGCUUAUGUUUA